This is a messenger RNA of Chaetomium strumarium, 621 nucleotides long. RefSeq lists its product as uncharacterized. NCBI's taxonomy places the organism in Eukaryota, Fungi, Ascomycota, Sordariomycetes, Sordariales, Chaetomiaceae. The record is from RefSeq and is a predicted model, not a curated record. The transcript is spliced from 5 exons. Bases 1 to 621 code for a protein of 206 amino acids.
AUGUCUCACCCCGCACGGCGUUUCAAUCCCGCCUGCCGUUACGAGCUGUUGUGGAAGGGCCUCGCCAGUCGCCACUCCAUCGUUCAAUGCUCGGUUACAAAGGCACCCAAUCAGCAAUUUUCCUUUCCGGGAUUGACGACGCGGCCCCGGGUGUUCAAGUCAAGAGCGCCUCACGAGACGAUCGGGCAGGUGCAGCAGCGACGGCGACGGCACCCAGAAGGCGUUCGGCAUCGCGCCAUCAUGCCGACGCUGAUCACUACCGCGAUCGGAAUCGCCUCAGCGCGGAGGGAUCAACACCAUGCCGAGGCGAUUGAGCGACUUUGGUGGUGCGCGCUGCGAGAGAUCAUUCAGGGUCCCGUCCUGCGUUCCGUUAGCACGUGGGCACUUGCUGUGGCCGAAUCUCGGCGCCAAUCGACAGCGCUAAACUUUGCACACCUACACGUUAUCUCGCUGUUAUGUGUCGUGGCGCAAGCCGCCAUGUACCGGUCGGCGUUGCUUCGCCAGCCGUUCCGGGAAGGACCGGUGCUGUAUCACCCGAAUCUCAACAUUUCAGCUAUUCUCAACAACACGCAGGCACACACCCUCCAGUUUACCAAGACCUCCAAAGCCUCCAAGACCUGA